AUGUCGCGUGAGUACGAGGCGGAGCAUUUCCGCGCCCCUGGAACGGAGAUUCUGUUCGAUGAGGGCUCCAGCGAUGUCGGUCUCUCGGAUCGCCUCCAUCAGUUGAAGCAUCGGACAAAAGGCGACUCGCGCGUGCUGCUGGUUCCUCAACCUUCGACAAACAACCCGAAUGACCCGCUGAACUGGUCGACGACGAAAAAGAGCCUGGCGUUCUUCAAUGGCUGCUGGUAUGCGUUCAUGGGCGCCAUCACAGGCCCGAUCAUGGCUGCUGGUAUGAACCAGCUGUCCAAAAGCUUUGGCAAGACCAUGCAGCAGUUGACGUAUGCGAACGGCGCUUGUUUGAUCAACCAGGGAGUAUGGAACUGUAUCUGGAUGCCAUUCGCCGUCAAGUACGGUCGGCGUCCAAUUUAUCUGGCCUCGACGUUCCUGAUGAUCCUCGCAUGUAUUUGGCUGGCCAUCGCAUCGAACAAGGACUACACCACGUUCAUCGUGGGGCGUGCUUUCUUGGGUGCGUGGGAAGCGCCGAUUGAAUCGAUCGUGCCAUCUACGGUGACGGACAUGUUCUUCCUGCACAACCGCGGCGAGCUUGUCGCCAUCUAUGGGUUGGCCGUGCUGGGAGGAAACGAGCUGGGCCCCAUGUUUUCCGGGUUUAUCGUCCAGGCACUGGGCAUGGAUUGGGCGUUUUGGAUCGUGGCCAUUUUUAUUGCCGCGAAUCUGGUCUGUAUGUUCUGCUUUAUGCCCGAAACUAAAUUCACUGGUCCUCGCCCUCAGAUCCUGCCACCGUCCCGAUCCGCCAGCGAGUCCUCGACCAAGGGACUGGAGGAGAUUUCAGUCGACGAGCUCCAGCCCGUGCCCAAGAAGUCCUGGCUGGAGGAGCUGAAGUUCUGGAGCCGAGGCGACCCCAACGUGAACCUGCUGCAUGUCUUUCUGCGACCGUUCGUGCUCAUGGCCUACCCGACGGUCGUCUGGUCAUGCUUUGUGUACGGGCUGGCGCUCAGCUGGAACGUCAUCCUCGGCGCCAUCGUGGCCCAGCUCUUCACGCCGCCCCCGUAUGGGUUCAACUCCAACGCCCAGGGCCUUUUCUUCCUGUCGCCCUUUGUGGGCUCGCUCUUCGGCGUGUACUUCUCCGGGCCCUGCGGUGACUGGAUUGCCAACUUCUUCACUAAACACAACCGGGGCAUCCGCGAGCCCGAGAUGCGCCUGCCCACCUGCCUGGCGGCGGCCUUUUUCACGUUCUUCGGAGCCCUCUGGUUCGGCCUGUCCUACGAACACCAGAUGCACUGGGCCAUGCCGGUUGUGGGGGCAGGGAUCCUGUCGGUGGGGAGCCAGAUGGGCACGACUCUCGGCAUGAACUACGCACUGGAUUGCCACCAAGAGCUCUCCGUCGAAAUCAUGGUGACCAUUGCCGCUCUCAAAAGCUGCAUCGCCUGGAUCUGGACGUGGGUGAUCAAUGACUUCAUCACGACGUGCGGCGUGUUGUCGGUCUUCAUGACCGUAGCCGCCAUCAACGUGGCCAUCUACUUGAUCUACAUCCCCUUCUACUACCGGGGCAAGCAGAUCAGACUGUGGGUCCACCAGAAGAAUUUUUUCCAGGCCGCGGGGCUGGCAUAA
Molecule: messenger RNA, 1611 nt
Organism: Penicillium alfredii
Lineage: Eukaryota; Fungi; Ascomycota; Eurotiomycetes; Eurotiales; Aspergillaceae
Exons: 3
Coding region: 1-1611 (536 amino acids)
Biological process (GO): transmembrane transport
Molecular function (GO): transmembrane transporter activity
Source: RefSeq, a predicted model, not a curated record